Molecule: messenger RNA, 495 nt
Organism: Cladophialophora immunda
Lineage: Eukaryota; Fungi; Ascomycota; Eurotiomycetes; Chaetothyriales; Herpotrichiellaceae
Exons: 1
Coding region: 1-495 (164 amino acids)
Source: RefSeq, a predicted model, not a curated record
AUGGAUCGCUUCGGACGAGAGGCAGUCAAGUCAGUAGCCGAUCCCAACAAAGAUGUUUUGUGGGUAAAAGACGACGAGGAAACCCGCGACCGCAAGAAUCCGCCUGGAGAAGUACACCGGUUGAACAGACUCGUUCUCUUCUGGGUGAUUUCGUCUUCGAAACACACGUUCUCCGCUGUCAGAUCCUGGAUCUUCGUCUCUGUACCCAAACUCGAUGGAUGGGCCCAAUGGCGGAAAGCCGACCAGCAGCACACAGAAUACCAACCCCAAAAUCUCCUUUACAACGAAAUGUCCACGUGGACCAGGCAAGGUCGAGAACCACAAUCACCUAAGCCCAACAAACAUUCCACAGAAGACUCGCUGAAGGGCACAACCAAUGGACUCGAAGUAUCGCGCUUGUUGAGGAGUUCGAAAACCUCUUUCAUCGCGAAGGACUUGACUAUCCCGUCGAAACCCAGUCGGACUGGAUACUCCAUCAUUCAGGAGGUCAAUUGA